Messenger RNA from Copidosoma floridanum, 1026 nucleotides. RefSeq lists its product as uncharacterized. The record is from RefSeq and is a predicted model, not a curated record. NCBI's taxonomy places the organism in Eukaryota, Metazoa, Arthropoda, Insecta, Hymenoptera, Encyrtidae.
AUGCGCCCAGACAUAAGGCAAGUCAUUUUGGGAUGCCCUUCAUGUCAGACGAAAAAACUUGUAAGGGUGAAAACAAAACAAGCGUUGCUCAUUACGGAUACACCGAGUAGACCUUUUGAAAAAAUUUCAAUAGACUACUACGGGCCAAUCAUGAAGAGAGCAAUAGCUGAGGAGACCGUGAGGGCAAUAACCGAUAAAUUUAUAGCAUAUUUCGGACCCCCGGAACAUCUACUGUCUGACCGAGGCACCCAUUUCAUGAAUAAAAGCAUGGAUGAACUAGCAAAAUUAUUUAAAAUAGACAAAAUGGGUAGUACGGCAUUUCACCCUCAAACAAAUGGGGCCAUCGAACGAAUGCAUCAUACGCUCACCGAAUAUAUAAAAGCCUACGUGGAGAAAGAAGAUCAGUGGGACGAGCACUUACCAUUGUGCAUGCACUCAUACAAUACUACGGACCAUGAGAGUACAGGGGGGGAAGCCACUCCGAUAGGAAAGCAACCGGGAAAAGUAGAGCUAUUCGAGAAGAAUCCGGGGAUAUUAGUGGAAAAUCUGGGGCAGGCCCAAUCAGUUGCGUCUACUUGGAAAAUAAUAUGGUAUGUAGAUUGGGAUCAAAGAAUCAGAGAAACGGAUGCAUUUGCGAGAGCAAGCAAUCAAGUGGAAUGGAAAUGCAGAGUAACAAUAAGCAAAGAAGACGCCUGCAGAAAUCGCAUAAGAAUGGCUACUCACAAGACCAUAAAAGCGCUGCAAGGUGUCGAAACAGCGUACAGGGCAGUAGUAGGGCAGGAAGUUCGCAGCCAAGUAGAGACAGUACAGGUACUCCAGGGACAGAUAUCGGAAUCUAACAAGGACAAGAUACGGGAGUUGACGGAAUUGAAUUUGACAGGUACGACCGAUAUAACGAAAUAUCUCAAAGAACAAAUAAGAGUCUCUGCGUUCGGUGAUCAUGAACAAACAAUGCAAAUAAUAAAAAAUUAUGAGGAUAAAGCAGGAGAUGUUAAAGAAGAAGGGCUUAAAAUAUUUACAGAUUGG